Molecule: messenger RNA, 4583 nt
Organism: Tigriopus californicus
Lineage: Eukaryota; Metazoa; Arthropoda; Copepoda; Harpacticoida; Harpacticidae
Product: protein hairless-like
Exons: 4
Coding region: 1383-4166 (927 amino acids)
Source: RefSeq, a predicted model, not a curated record
CUGGAUCGAGUCGAAAGAGACAGAGUGAGAGUGAGAGAGGAGAAAGAGAGAGAACUGUACCAAGUAGGAGGAACGAUCGAGCGAGGGAACGAAGGAAAGAACGUAAAAUGAGUGCAGCUGCUUCCCAAAAUUCUUCAGUUGCUCGAUGGAUGGAUCACCACCACCCUCCGUCGAAGUUGAGUUCCUCCCGUUCCUCCUUUUGAGGGUCACAAAGUGAGUGAGCGCCCGUACUGCUCGAACGAGGAGACGUGUUGUUGGCCGAACCCACCACGCUCCUCGGAUUCCCAAAGCCGGCUGAGACCGAAUGGAAUAACAACACUCGCACCAUAACCACCACCACCACCACCACCAAUAUCGCUGCGAAUCCGAGCGCAGAGCACACCACCAAUUCGAGAACAGCAGUCGCAUAUCGGUUCACCUUUGGGUAACUUCAUGAGACUACUAUCCGCUCCAGAGAGAGGGUGAGAGAACAACCCAAUGAGUGUUGUGAACCAUUAUUACGUGAACUGAAGACUCUCUGGAAUCGGUAGUUCGGUUCGGUUCCGAGUGAGCCCCAAGACCACAACCAACCGCAAGAAAAAGACGUCCAAAAGACGUCCAAGUCAGUGAAAGAGUGAAGAAGCUAGUUGUUUUCAGGUGGUGGUGUGUUCUAGUAGCCACUCACUUCAGUCUUGGAAAGAGGCACCGCUCAGGUUAAGCAGAGCACAAGAUUUUUGCUUGGGAUGGUGGAAAAUCACCACUACUGAGAGUCGUGGUUAUGUGAGUGUGUGAGGCACGAGUCCACAAGUCCUCAAAGCACUCUUCUGGAAGCUGAAGGAGAAGAACAAGAACAAGAAGAAGAAGGAGAAGAAAAAAAAAACAAGCCACCGAUCUUCAUCAGUGUCGCUCGGACCAUCUUCCAGAGUAAAGAACCAAGUGCUGCUGGUGAUGGUCGAAGAAAUCUUGGAACAAGCCUUUGAUGCCGUGUCACGGAGUGAACACUCGCCAUAAGAAAGUCAAGCGGGGAGCAUUGUCAUCAUCCAGAGUGUCGUGGUCUUAGUGGUGGGUGCCUCACCAAAUCGCUGCUCAGCCAAGCACUUCGAGACAAGAAGUGUGCAAGCGAUUCUUCCAGCGAUAAAUCUCCAUCCUUGAUCAGUGAAGCAAAAUUGCGGUGGCACCGCUCUCCAAUCGGUUUCUCGCAUUUCAUCCCCAAAGGUUCUACUCUAACAUUGAAGCGAUCUGGCUAGCAUGUCCGAGAAACCAGCCUCCAAUUGUCACCUACUACGUCAAUUAGAAACGAUGAAGUAGCUUGUUAUGCUCAACACUCGAGGGUCCUCCGGUUCGAACCCCAGUCCGCCCACCUCACAGUCCAUGUCUCCAAACUCCUUGUCUGUGCGCACUCUAUGCCCAUUCUUUCAGGACAAGGAUCAGACCGCCAACAGCAUGAUGAUUCUUUUAAAGUCAUGAGCUCCAGCACUGCCACCAGUCGCGAUGAUGGGGGUGGAGGGGGCCAGGGUGGAGGGGGUAAUGGCCUGGCGAAAUCUGGCCCACAGAGUCCUCCCAACCCGAGACAGCUGCUCUCUCGACUGGCUCAAGCCGAAGCGGCUGUCCGCCUUCAACAACAACAACAACAAACACCCCCAAAGCUAUCGUCCCUGGGAGAGCCUUCAUCGCCCUUCCCACUGAGUCAACUCGCCUCUUCACCCUUAGGGUCACCUGGUCGCGAUCAUAUUUUGCUCAAUGGGAAAAGAGUCUCAUCGUCCAUGACCACAAUGAGUAGUUGUAGUGCCACUAGUGCCUUGGCAGCAGCCAUUUCUUCGACAAAAACAAGCUCGAUCACCUCUCAAGACGGAGUUUUAGUGGGUGCUCAUCUGAAAACUGUUUCCACCAAAAUUUCCUCGUCGAUAUCAUCGCAUGUUGUCGUUAAAGAGGAGGAGGAUCGGGGUUCACCAUCCUCGCUCGUUUCGCCAUCAUUGACAAUUGAUGAACGAAGUGACAAAGAGAAUGAAGAGGACAGACAGAAAGGAAGUAGCAGACAAGACGGGGAUAACAAUAAGAAAGUGCAAAAUAAUAAUACAUCCUCUUACGCACCGGGGGGAGGUCGAUUAAAAUUCUACAAAGAUGGUCGGUGCCUGUUAGAGUUGUCUCAUCGAUCCAAUGGCGAUCAAAGUGAAAUGUGGGCACCCGUCACGAAGAAAGUGUUUUGGCCUCCAACCAGUGCAUCCGUCGGUGGAUCCAAUCCUCCCAGUAGUUUGCCUCCUACUACUACCACGCCCAUCCCGUCCUCCACCCUAGUCAAGUCGGAGAAUGGAUCUGCAUUGAGUGAUACCACCAGUACCGUUGAUGCAGCGUCGAUACCUUCGCCAUGGCACACCUCAGCCGCCAUGCUUCAUCGAGCCAAAAGUGAUCCACUCCGAUUGGACCUGGCCAAAUUGCCAGGAGACGUUCGGAGAGAUCUGAGUUUCGUCAUGAAACCCCCUCCUGCAGUGCACUCGAUCAUGAGAAAGUUCAAGCAUCUGCGGAAGAAGCACCGACGACCUUACCAGCCCAUCGUCAUUGGGAAUCUUCUGAUGAAGAUGGAGACUCAAGCUGUGAUAAGCCGAGUCAAACGACGACCCUACGAAAUGGAUCGCAUCAAGCAGGCCUCGAGGCUCGAGUCAUUUGUGUCAAAGAUUAACUCGCUGCCCAAGAAGAAGCCCAUCUUUCAGAUUCAAUCUUGGGAUGGCACGAAAUUAGACAACAACCCAAGACCAACGCAUCCCCCCUCCAAGCGGAUGAACACCAAUACCCAUGUGGGCAAUGGUCCAAACCUCAUUAGUACUCAUCCAACGACGGGCGUGACGCGAGUCAAAAGCGAGUUGUGUCCAGUCACCGAGACCUGCACGGCAGCCACCAUGCCUUUGCCCUCGCAAACCGGCGGAGGCUCGAGGAAUUCAGGUCCCAAUAAGAUGAAGGCUGAACAACACCGAGGGUCUUUGGGCAAGGUUCCCCACAUGUCCCCGUACCUGCCGGGCAGUCAGAAGAUGAUGCCAAUCACAGCCAUUCCGGCCCGAAUCAAGUCAGAGGUGGGACCCCAAUCCAUCAUCAGCUCCAGUCAUGUCAUGCCGGACAUGCAUCGAAUCAAGAUGGAAAUUAGCGGCAACCCCGGAUCGGGCUUACUUAAUCGAUCGCUCCCCAACAUGUCAGUGUCCCAUUCCAUGUCUCCCGGGUUGGAUCCUCGAGAGCCGAGUUUCAUUUCUCCCAGGAAGAGGCUUCUCCAUCACAGUUUCGACGUGGGCAAGAAUGGCAGCUCCCCGGCCAAGAAGCAUAGACUGAGCACAGACUCGAGGGGAAGUGCCGGCAGUAGCGACGGGACUAGUUCGCCACAUGUUCCCAUUCGCAAUGCCUGUCAGUCCCCUCGAGCGUCAUCCGGCUCACCUUUCAACCUGCCGGCCUUGGCCGCGUCUCCGCCCCGUGCUCCGGUGGGAAAAUCCAAUAGUUUCAGUAUUGAUUCGAUCAUGAAUAAAGGUGACCAAGAGAACCGUCUCGUACGACCACGGCCAAUUCCGGCCAGUCCCGCUCGCGUGAGUGACAUCAAGCGAGACAUGGACAUGGAGAGCAAUUCUUCGAGGUCCCCAACGCCAGCCUCUUCUGUGAUGAGUGGGAUGCGAGCCUCGCCUGUCAGAACGCGAUCUCCCCCCAAUGUGCAAUUAUCGACCUAUGCCGCACGUUCUGGCGCCGAGGUUCCGUACAUUGAUCCGUACGUGGCUCACUUGGCCGGAGUAGCGGCAGACCCGAGGCUGGGCCUGAACCACGCCAACUCGAACCUACGCGUUCCGUACUCAUUGGGGUCGAUGAUGAAUCCCCUGUUUCACCAGCAGAUGUUAGCCAAUAAUGCCGUGUCCUCUCUGGCCGCAUCUCAGCUGGCGGCUGUGAGCGGGCUUUGGACUCCCCCCGUGGUCACGUCCUCGGUGGCUAACCUGGGCAUGGGCAAUCCAACCAGUCAGGCAUCUCCAUUACCCUCACAUUUGAUCUCAACCCCCAAGACGAUGCACGGAUCCAUGAUGGGCGGAGACCGUGUUCUGGGCAGUGGCAAUAGUUGGUCCACCCCUCAAUAUCGGGGUGCUCCCCGGGUUGCCACACCAGAGAGACCCAUCGAUGUUAGUUCUACAGACGAUGUUCCAUUGGACUUGUGCACCAAGCGAUGAUCCUCAAUCUCAUUACAUAUCGGCAUACGCUUACCUCUCCGUUGAUCUCAGAGACUGUCCCGCGAUGGUUGGAAUCGUCUCAGUCUCAUAACGAAGCACCCCUCAAAUGAGAUCUCAAAUCCAACUUGCCUUCAAGUAACCAACCACCGUGGCGGGGACCAAUUCAGAUUCGAUGCUCCGUUUGGUUGCCAAUCAUUUCUUCACGAACCGUAUCCACGUUUUAGGCACACGACGUUAUUCUAGUGGAUAUGAUGAACUUUACACACAUCGUUCCUUCUUUCUCUCUGUCCCCUUCUAUUUUAAUUGGCCUUAUUCAGCAUUGAGGGCCAAUUUUGUGAUAUCAGAUGAUUAAGGUCUUAUUUCCACGUGCCUACCAACGCUCUUUCAGAGAAAAUAUAAACCAUCCUGAACAUUGCA